GUCAAGUGAUGACAGAUUCUAUCUUCAUUUCAAAUCGUCAAAGCAGACAGACGACGAUGGAGAAAACACGGAUAGUUUAUAUAAUGAUAGUGUUGGCAUUAUGCACUUCUUUUGUUGCUGAUGCUGAGGGAAGUUGUUUCGAAGACGUUACGGCACUACCAAAUAUGCCUCUCCGUCAACCAGACAGAUUCUGGGGAGAGGAAGUAAACCUCCGUAUAAGUGAUGAUAAUCUGAACUUUGAGUGGUACAGUGUUGUGCAUAAUGGAUGGCAAUAUAUUAUGGUUGACUCGACACAAAGGCCAAAUUAUACGAGCUGUUCUACAUUCUAUCCAGUUUAUUUGCAAGGUACCCAUCCAUCGAUAAAUUCAUUAACCGAAACACCAACAAAUGCCGUGGCUUGCAAACGUGAUUAUUUGUAUCCGUGUGAUAUACAACAUCAAGUGAAGAUAAGGAAAUGUGGAGAUGAAAUACAGUACUACCUGCCCCCGACAAAGUCAUUUAGUGCAUUCUGUUUCAGUAAUUAUUCUAAACUGCACAUUACUCCUGAUAUAUCAGAUGUUGUACUCGGAAACAUAGGCAUUGCACCGGAGCUCAGAUUCACAGAAACUGCGAUAGUUACUCCAUUUGGAAAUUCAAUACAUUUUGACCCGUAUUUUCAGUUCCGAUGUUUAUUUAAUGUACAAGAGUCGUUCUAUUACAAGGUUAACUGGUACGUGAACAGAGCCCUUUUAGUAUCAUAUGGCCCUACAACAUACAUAAAUGGCUUACUUUUUCACCAGAGUGUGCUUAUAGACAACAAUAUUAAAAUGGGGUUUGACGUAAGUAUUGUGUAG
Ruditapes philippinarum (Manila clam) is the source of this 833-nucleotide messenger RNA. RefSeq lists its product as uncharacterized. The record is from RefSeq and is a predicted model, not a curated record. The transcript has 5 exons. The coding region runs from base 9 to 833 and encodes 274 amino acids. Lineage: Eukaryota; Metazoa; Mollusca; Bivalvia; Venerida; Veneridae.